Suncus etruscus (white-toothed pygmy shrew) is the source of this 1667-nucleotide messenger RNA. It is a transcript of the gene ETS1, whose product is annotated as ETS proto-oncogene 1, transcription factor. Gene Ontology annotation, molecular function: sequence-specific DNA binding; DNA-binding transcription factor activity, RNA polymerase II-specific. Gene Ontology annotation, cellular component: nucleus. The record is from RefSeq and is a predicted model, not a curated record. Bases 45 to 1499 code for a protein of 484 amino acids. NCBI's taxonomy places the organism in Eukaryota, Metazoa, Chordata, Mammalia, Eulipotyphla, Soricidae. Gene Ontology annotation, biological process: regulation of transcription by RNA polymerase II; cell differentiation. The transcript has 10 exons.
CUCCCGCGGGACCGUCUCUCCGGCUAAGGCGUUCUGCAAGCACCAUGAGCUAUUUUGCAGAUCCUGCCAUCCAUGGCCCUGCACCUUAUCAAGUGGCACAUCCCACAGUAGUGAGGCAGGGACCCACCAACCAUUAUGAAGAUCCAAGAAUGACCUAUGGUUUCCUGCCCAACUAUCACCAACAAAGAACUUGCUACCCACUCUGGGAAGAGAUGGCCACGCAGGAAGUUCCCACUGGUCUUGAACACUACAGCUCAGACAUGGAAUGUGCAGAUGUUCCUCUGUUAACACCAAGCAGCAAAGAGAUGAUGUCUCAAGCGUUGAAAGCCACAUUCAGUGGAUUCUCUAAAGAGCAGCAACGACUGGGAAUUCCCAAAGAUCCCCGACAGUGGACAGAAACCCACGUGAGAGACUGGGUGAUGUGGGCUGUGAAUGAGUUCAGCCUGAAGGGUGUGGAUUUCCAGAAGUUUUGUAUGAACGGCGCAGCCCUGUGUGCCCUGGGCAAAGACUGCUUUCUGGAACUGGCCCCAGACUUUGUUGGGGACAUCUUAUGGGAACAUUUGGAGAUCCUGCAGAAAGAGGACAUGAAACCCUAUCCAGUCAAUGGCAUUGGGGGCUACCCUGAGUCUCGUUAUACUUCGGAUUAUUUCAUCAGCUAUGGUAUUGAGCAUGCUCAGUGCGUCCCUCCCUCGGAAUUCUCAGAGCCAAGCUUCAUCACUGAGUCCUACCAGACGCUGCACCCCAUCAGCUCUGAGGAACUCCUGUCCCUCAAAUAUGAGAACGAUUACCCCUCUGUCAUUCUCCGGGAUCCCCUGCAGACAGACAACCUCCAGACCGACUAUUUCGCCAUCAAGCAGGAAGUUGUGACCCCUGACAACAUGUGCAUGGGGAGAACCAGCCGGGGGAAGCUUGGGGGCCAGGACUCCUUCGAGAGCAUUGAGAGCUACGAGAGCUGCGAUCGCCUUACCCAGUCAUGGAGCAGCCAGUCAUCUUUCAGCAGCCUGCAGCGUGUCCCCUCCUAUGACAGCUUUGACUCUGAGGACUACCCGGCCGCCUUGCCCAGCCACAAGCCCAAGGGCACCUUCAAGGACUAUGUGCGAGACCGCGCCGACCUCAACAAGGACAAGCCGGUCAUUCCUGCUGCUGCCCUGGCUGGCUACACAGGCAGUGGCCCCAUUCAGCUGUGGCAGUUUCUUCUGGAACUACUCACUGACAAGUCUUGCCAGUCCUUCAUUAGCUGGACAGGAGAUGGCUGGGAAUUUAAACUCUCUGACCCAGACGAGGUGGCCCGGAGAUGGGGCAAAAGGAAAAACAAACCCAAGAUGAAUUACGAGAAGCUGAGCCGUGGCCUUCGUUACUAUUAUGACAAAAACAUCAUUCACAAGACGGCAGGGAAACGCUACGUGUACCGCUUCGUGUGUGACCUCCAGAGCCUGCUGGGGUACACGCCCGAGGAGCUGCAUGCCAUGUUGGAUGUCAAACCCGACGCAGACGAGUGACACAGCCCACGGUUCGGGCACACUGCUGAGACAUUCCCAAGCACAACCAUGCUGGUUGGACUCUGAAUUUUCCAUUGUUCUAUUUUGAAUUUUCCAGAACUCGUUUUUUACAUUCAGGGGUGGGAGCUAAGUGAGCUACAGCUCUAACCAAUUGUUUUCAGUUAUCAA